Molecule: messenger RNA, 804 nt
Organism: Symbiodinium natans
Lineage: Eukaryota; Dinophyceae; Suessiales; Symbiodiniaceae
Source: the annotation of a GenBank genome assembly
AUGGCGUGCCGAAUCAAGCCCAACAAGAUCUGGCUGACUGUUGAGGAUCCCUAUACUACACCAAAUGCCCAUGAGAACACGGUGAUCAUGCUCUUUGCCACGGCGGGCCUCAUGCUCGUGGGACUCCUUUGUAUUCUUGCAAAGGCUUGCAGGCGGGAAGCCGCUUCCGACUUCCUGCACCUCUUCUUCUUUCUCUUGGGUGCCGGGGGCUACGCUUGCGCCGGGAUCGCCGGCGCCGCGUACACCGCGGGCCCGAACGCGGUGCUCCUGUGCGCGCGGCUGCUUCUUGUCGCCUCAUGGAUGGGAUUGCUGGUCAGCUGCUGCUUCUUGUACCAGAGCCUGUCACCGGCGAAACUCAGGGCAACAGUCCUGUGGACUCUGAGCACUGCUGUCGCACUCAGCGGUUUGGUCGCUGCCGCUGUGGGAUGGGGAACACAUCUCGAGGUCGCGAUGCUCUUCGUUGGGGGUAUGGCGAUGCUCUGUACCCUGGCAUGGUACAGUGCCUGGCGAGCCCGGAGAACGAUGUCCGGUUUUGUGAAGAUGCUGGUUACAGGAGUGCUCAGCCUGGGCUUCCUGCUCGUGGGCAUCAUGGAGCCUUUCUGCGGCGCGCAAGGCCACUCUACCUGCUACUCGAGUUGCGCAGGCUCCUACGGCAUGCAUUACUUGCUCUGGAGUGCCUUCAGCAUCACUGGUCACGCAGGCAUUGCCUUGUCCCAGACGCUCAUGCCGGACCCUCUGUCCACUGAACUUCCCUGGAGGAAGAAGCCUCCAAGUGAGACGAUGCCUCCUGCACCGACGGCUUAG